AUGAGAUCCGAUCGUGGAGGGGAGUUCAUGUCCAAAGAAUUUUUGAAGUAUUGUGAAGAUAACGACAUUAGAAGACAGUUGACGAUGCCGAGAACCCCUCAACAAAAUGGAGUAGCGGAAAGGAAGAACAGGACAAUCCUUGAGAUGGCGAGAAGCAUGCUCAAAAGUAAAAACCUACCAAAAGAGUUGUGGGCGGAAGCAGUUGCAUGCGCAGUGUAUCUAUCAAACCGAUCUCCAACAAGAAGCGUUUCAGGAAAAACACCACAAGAAGCUAGGAGCGGAAGAAAGCCCGGUGUUUCACAUCUACGAGUCUAUGGAAGUAUUUCUCAUGCUCAUGUACCGGACGAGAAGCGGAGCAAGCUAGAUAAUAAAAGCGAGAAAUAUAUCUUCAUUGGUUAUGACGCCAACUCCAAAGGCUACAAGCUCUACAAUCCUGAGACAAAGAAGACAAUAAUCAGUCGAAAUGUCAUCUUUGAUGAAGAAGGAGAAUGGGAUUGGAGAUCCAAUGAUGAAGAUUAUAACUUCUUUCCCCACAUUGAAGAAGAGGAUCUGGAGCAACCAGCAGAGGAACCUAUUGCGCCACCUACUCCACCAACUCCGCCAACAACAAGUUCUCAAGGAGAUGAAAGUUCAAGCGAAAGGUCUCCGCGGUUUAGGAGCUUGCAAGAGAUUUAUGAGAAUGGGCAUAAGGCGAUUGGCGUGAAGUGGGUUUACAAAGACAAGAAGAACUCUCAAGGAAAAGUUGAGAGACACAAGGCAAGAUUGGUCAGAAAAGGCUACAGUCAAAGAGCUGGAAUCGACAUGAUGAGGUAUUUGCUCAUGUGCUCGACUUGA
Messenger RNA from Microthlaspi erraticum, 834 nucleotides. Lineage: Eukaryota; Viridiplantae; Streptophyta; Magnoliopsida; Brassicales; Brassicaceae. The record is from the annotation of a GenBank genome assembly.